UUUGUUUACAGGGAAGCAACUUCCCAUGUGUUUCCUGGAUUUAGCCAGAGACAGUUGAGAAGGAGUAUCUUGAUUUAACUACAUAAAAAUUAUAACAAGUAUUAUAAGGAAACACAGCACAUAUCCCGACUGUGCAGGACACUGCGACGGACCGUCACUCAGCGGACACAGGAUAUAAAUUAACUCACCUGUGAGCGGCGUGCUGUUUUCCUCGCUGUGUAUGUUUCGCAGCCCAGUGGCAUCUUGAAUGUUUGUAGGCUGCAUGGUUGUUUUAAUUGGGACCGGCGAGCUGCUGUUUCUCUAUUUGAAGAACUUCGGCCCGUGGACGCGAAUAUUUCGCCAUGAACUGCAACCUUACUGCGGUUGGUAGAGCCUGACAUCGCCUCCUCGGUGUUAGCUAACGAUGCCCCUCGCCCCCGCAAACCAAGCCCAGUUGAUUCGGUCCAGCCAAAAGGAUGAAUAUUAUCAAACCUUCCUGAGAAACAACGCCAACGAAGCCUUUCAAACACUUGCUGGAUCCAAAAGAUGGCUGGACUGGAGGAAAGAGAUAGAGCUGCUCUCAGACCUUGUAUACUAUGGUUUAACAACGUUCUCAGCUUACCAAACUCUGGGUGAAGAGUACGUCAGCAUUAUCCAGGUGGAUCCCACUAAACAUAAGAUCCCCUCCCGAGCAAGACGCAGCUUCUUUGUCCUCUGCCACGCCCUCUUGCCCUACCUCCUGGACAAGGUCCUGGUGUGCCUGGAGAAUGAGCUGGAACGUGGGCAGGAGAGCGGCAGUGGUGUCAGGCGGCGGCAGGCGGCGGCAGGUCCCUGGAGCCUGGAGUCUUGGCUGAGGAGAUGGAUGCAGAGGGCGGUGGGACUGUUGUCAGAGCCCCAGAGGAGAGCGUGCCUGCCAGCUGUGUUUGUCCUCCAGCAGGGUCUGACCUUCCUGCACCGACUCCACGUGGCUCUCUUCUACAUCAGUGGCUCUUUCUAUCACGUGUCCAAGAGGAUGGCUGGUAUCACCUAUCUGCGUGUGAUGGGGCUCAACAGCAAUGAUAGGACCAUCAGGAGCAGCUACAGGCUGCUGGGGGCCCUGUCCCUGCUUCAGCUGGUCAUCACUGUGUGUCUCCAGCUCAACAACUUCAGACAGAGACAAAGAGCCAGGCAGGAGUGGAAGCUGUACAGGAACCUCAGGUACAGUCCUCAGCGCACACAGAGCUCGAGCCCCAAAGCUGCUCGCUGUAUCCUCUGUCUGGAGGAGAGGAGACACUCUACCUCCACCCCCUGUGGACACCUCUUCUGCUGGGAGUGCAUCACAGAGUGGUGCAACACGAAGGCUGAGUGCCCCCUGUGUCGGGAGAAGUUCCAGCCUCACAGACUGGUGUACCUGAGGAACUACAGCUAGAUCUACAGAGCUGGAUACUAAACACAUACAAACACAUACUGCUGGAGGACUGUACUGCUUUGUAACACCUGUGCUGGCAGGCUGCCCCUCAGGAACAUGUGAAAACAAACACAGUGUUUACUUGAGACGACGUCUUGUAGCUUCUUCAGCUUCAUGUUUCUUUUUGUUAAUUGAUUAGAUAAACGUUGAUUGAGAAUUUAAUUUCGGCUUGUAUCAGUCGAAUUGUGUAAAUAUCACUAAUAUUUUUAUUUAAAACUUGAACAGAUGUUAAUAAAAUGCAGGGAUGUAUUAA
Seriola aureovittata is the source of this 1679-nucleotide messenger RNA. It is a transcript of the gene pex10, whose product is annotated as peroxisomal biogenesis factor 10. The record is from RefSeq and is a predicted model, not a curated record. Lineage: Eukaryota; Metazoa; Chordata; Actinopteri; Carangiformes; Carangidae. Gene Ontology annotation, cellular component: peroxisomal membrane. The transcript is spliced from 6 exons. Gene Ontology annotation, molecular function: zinc ion binding. Gene Ontology annotation, biological process: protein import into peroxisome matrix. Bases 404 to 1387 code for a protein of 327 amino acids.